AUGCUUGAUUUGAUGAAUGAUGGUCGUACAUAUACUCAUCAAUCAAUGACGAUACAGGAUGCCAUGUCAAAUGAAGAUCUAAUCUCUUGUGAAUCUGUCCUGUCAAAGUCAUGCUCAUCAGACAAAAUGAUAGACAACCUGUCUGAAGAUAAAAAUCAACGUGUUUCUUCACACAAAAAUCGAUGGACGGCAGAGGAAGACGCGCUUUUCCUAUCUGGAUUGCAAUUGUAUGGCUAUGGAAAUUGGACACCUAUUUCAGUAUACAUAAAGACACGAAAUAUACGCCAGUGUAAAGAUCACGGGCGCGCUUGGAUAAGAUCUGGAAAGAUUAAAAAUCAAGUCAUCCCGACACCUCUAGAAACACAGUCUGAAGAUAAGAUUAGUCUCUCUAUAGAGACCGAAAUAAAAGCAGAGGCAGAGAUUGAUACAUAUAUAAAGACAGAGGAAGAAGCAGAGGUCGAGAUAAAGACAGAAAUUUUUGAAAAUGAUGUUCGAGAACAAUCUACUCAAGAAAUCAUUUCAGAUAUAAAAACGACUAUUGUCAAAGGUCCAUUUGAGCAAUUGAAAUCAAAGGAUAAAGUGAGCUUUGAAGGUGAUACGAUCACAGCCCAAGAGAAAAAAAAGAAUCCUGAAUGGUUUGAGAACAAGCCGUCAAAAACUCCCGAACGUUACCUAAAGAUCCGUAAUUUCAUUCUCAGUGAAUGGGAAACAAUUAACCCAACCUAUCUCACAAAGAUACAUGCACGCAAAGGCCUCAAAGGUUGCGGGGAUGUUAAUGCAAUCGGUCGUGUUCACAGUUACCUCGAAGAGGUCGGAGCUAUCAAUGUAAACUGUGUAGCGACCGCAAAACCACCGCAAGCCACAAGAAGACCUGUCAGAAAAACCUUUAAAUCUGAAGACCUGUAUGAAGAAGCUAGUCAAACCAGAUUAAAACGAAAGGCACAACAUGAACCCGGUUAUUGUGACAGAGAUACUGACAGUCAAUUGCCUACAAAAACUGGAGACAAAGUUCGUCCAAAGCGUGUAAUCAAGAGACCAGAGCAUUAUCAUGAUCCUGGAAGCUUUCGAGAUUAUGACCCCUUUCAACUUGUACCAGUUGGGUAUCACACAGAUUACUACCCUGCUCCAUUUGUAGUCGAAAUCCAGAAUCAGGCAUUGCUUGUCAUGGACUUUCAUGCCCAUUUGGCCUACACAGAAAUUAUUGGGUUGAUGGGUGGUUCAUUUGUAGAAGAAGAUGGAGUCAAGAAACUAAAGGUAUCGGCCGUGUUUCCUUGUCAAAGUGUCAGCACAGGUAUUCAGUGUGAAAUGAAUCCAGAAUCUGAAAUGGAAGCAAGAGAGGUAUUUGCACAGAAGCAGCUCUCUGUGGUUGGAUGGUAUCAUUCCCAUCCUACUUUUGAGCCACAUCCUAGCAUUCGGGAUAUUGAGAACCAGACAGUUUAUCAGACCUUAUUCCGUAGUGAAAACGGAGACGAGCCGUUUAUUGGCGUUAUUAUCACUCCCUAUGAUCCAGAAAACUUGACUGACAUUUCAAAGAUUGAGUAUCUGCACAUUAGUAAACAAUGGAGUUCAGCACACACCUAUCGUAUUCCGUUUGCGUGUCGUCGAAAGGUGAUACAGAGCCAACUAAACGACGAAACAAUGGGCCAGUUGGAAAAACUUGUAGAAGACUUUAAAAAUUAUGAACACAAGAUAAACAUGAGUUCUGAAUUUGGACAAAAAUCUCGUCUUGAAAAGCUUCUUGGAUCUUUGGAAAUGCAUAUUGAGCUGGAAGAUAAGAAAGAACAAAAGGCUUUUAUGGACAAAAUACGCCUUUUGGUGACUACGGUGUUUGACUCGGCUUUGCAAACGGACGUGAAAAAGAAUAGGGAAAGCUUGAAAUUGUCGGUGACUUUUGAACAGCCAUCUACAAUUGAAUCCCUUGGUGUUUUAGAAUAGUAGUCUUAAAAGCUUUCUGUCGCUAUUUUACUUUCUUUUUCUUUGUAGCAUAAAGAUUUUGUGUGUUAAUUAAUAUAAUUUCUUUUUAAUAAAUAUACGUAUAUAUGUAUACAGUCGUUCCAACGUC
Molecule: messenger RNA, 2062 nt
Organism: Phycomyces blakesleeanus NRRL 1555(-)
Lineage: Eukaryota; Fungi; Mucoromycota; Mucoromycetes; Mucorales; Phycomycetaceae
Product: Homeodomain-like DNA binding domain-containing transcription factor
Exons: 14
Coding region: 1-1935 (644 amino acids)
Biological process (GO): double-strand break repair
Cellular component (GO): BRCA1-A complex; BRISC complex
Molecular function (GO): metallopeptidase activity; polyubiquitin modification-dependent protein binding
Source: RefSeq, a predicted model, not a curated record